Messenger RNA from Vigna umbellata (rice bean), 584 nucleotides. Its product is annotated as vesicle-associated protein 3-1-like. The record is from RefSeq and is a predicted model, not a curated record. Gene Ontology annotation, cellular component: endoplasmic reticulum membrane; plasma membrane. Gene Ontology annotation, biological process: endoplasmic reticulum membrane organization. NCBI's taxonomy places the organism in Eukaryota, Viridiplantae, Streptophyta, Magnoliopsida, Fabales, Fabaceae.
AACUCAAGUUCCCCUUUGAACUGAAGAAGCAUAUCUCAUGUUCUCUUCAAUUGUCUAAUAAGACCGAUGCUUAUGUCGCCUUCAAGGUGAAAACAACCAAUCCGAAGAAGUAUUGGGUUCGUCCGAACACUGGAAUUGUCAUGCCGCGAUCUACUUGUGAUGUUAUGGUUACCAUGCAAGCACAAAAAGAGGCUCCGCCUGAUAUGCAAUGCAAGGAUAAGUUUCUUCUUCAGAUCGUAAAAACUGUUGAUGGUGCUAGUAGGAAGGACAUCACUCCGGAAAUGUUCAACAAGGAGUCGGGGCAUGUGGUCGAGGAGAGAAAAUUGAGAGUGGUGUAUGUUUCUCCUCCUCAAGACAAAUUGGCAGAGGAGCUACUGAAGCGGGAAGGCAACAAAAGUCGUGGAGGUAUCAUAUGUCAUUGGCUUAUUAAUUGGCUUCCUUGGCAUAAUAAUGGGGUACCUCUUGAAGAAGACCUAAGCAGUUCUGUGCUUCAAUUUGAUCGUAGUUUCUUUGUUCCUGACUUUCAAGCAAUUAUGAGAAAAGUGAAAAUAGAGUAAUUCUGCAGAUGUUGAAUUUUCUUUUUC